Molecule: messenger RNA, 1913 nt
Organism: Anolis sagrei ordinatus
Lineage: Eukaryota; Metazoa; Chordata; Lepidosauria; Squamata; Anolidae
Gene: DPT
Product: dermatopontin
Biological process (GO): collagen fibril organization
Cellular component (GO): extracellular matrix
Source: RefSeq, a predicted model, not a curated record
AAUCCAAAUGUUAGAUGUGAUAUAAAUAAGCCAGCACAACAACCCAGUGGGGCGUUUUACAGCCAGAAACACAAGCAACAUGGACCUCUGUCUUCUCUCUGUGUUCCUGCCUCUGCUCACAGUGGCAUGGGGCCAAUAUGGAGACUAUUAUCACUCCUAUGGGGACAAUGAUGACUGGGUCAACCUGUAUCGGCAGGGCUUCAACUUCCAAUGCCCACAUGGGCAAGUGAUAGUGGCAGUGAGGAGCACUUUCAGCAAAAAAGAAGGCGCCGACCGACUGUGGAACUAUGCUUGCAUGCCUACUCCGCACACCCUGGGAGAACCAACCGAGUGUUGGUGGGAAGAGAUCAACAGAGCAGGACUAGAAUGGUAUCAAACAUGUUCAAAUAAUGGAUUGGUGGCAGGAUUUCAGAGCCAGUAUUUCCCAUCUGUACUUGACCGGGAGUGGCAGUUCUAUUGUUGCCGCUAUAGCCGAAGAUGCCCAUAUUCAUGCUGGUUGACAACAGAACAUCCAGGACACUAUGGUGAAGAUAUGGACAUGAUGUUGUAUGCUUAUGAUCAUUACAUUCGUGGAGCAACCACAACUUUCUCUGGUGUGGAGAGAGAUCGUCAGUGGAAAUUUAUUGUCUGCAGGAUGACAGAUUUUGACUGUCGGUUUGACAACCUCUAGAAGCAUCCAUUAUAUACUAUGUUCAGGAGGAAGAGGGGCAGGUUGUUUGGAAAGUUGAAAGGAAAAAAAGGAAGAUAAGGCAUUAUAUGGAGUCUGCUCAGCUCCUUUUACAGAGACAGUGCUUGAAAAAGUUACUUUUUUGAAUGAUAGCAACCAGAAUAGCCGGUAUGUGAAAUACUGGAUGCUGAAGUCCAAAAGUAACUUUUCUAAGCUUUCUGUAGAAUCACAGUCAGCCCUCCACAUUCUCUGGGAUAAGGGUACAGAACCCACAUGAAAGUAGAAAAGCUGCAAUAAAACCCCUACUGUUUUUUUUACCUGUGAGAAUAUCUCUGUAGGAUCUUUAGAUCUUUCAAUAUGAAUCUGCAGAGGACCUAGAAAGAGAUCAUAUUAAUCAAAUUGGCAAAUAAUCAAAUCAUCAAAAGUUAAACCCAUCAGUGUGGAGGGACAGCUGUAUAACUCAUCUUCUGUGAAAUGGGCUGGUAAGUGCAACACUGUUCAAUUCUUCAGGCUCAUCCAUGUGGUCCUUCAUUCAUGAUUAAAUGUGUUGCUUCACAAAUUCUCUGCAGAGCAUGCGUGCAGGGUUCUUUAGCAUCUGCUGCUUCUGAUAUAAAGCUUGAUGGAUUUUUUCCUUUGCUGACUAGUCCAUCUGCACAUGUGCUCAUCUUGAUUUUUUCCGCAGCAGCUUUCAAAACCUCUGCAAUUUACAAAAGGGAUGACUAAAGCUCCUUAAUCUGUGUUUUGCUGAUGUAAAUCAGAGCUAUUCCUUUGCACACAGAUCCUACCACUGUGUGUGUCCUUCUCAAUACUCCAUAUUUGAGAUCGCAGAGCAUUACAAAGAUGUUUUCAAUGACACAAUGUACUAACUCAUACAAAUUCUCUAUUUUUACAUUCUAGCUGGGAAGGACAUUUGCAAUUGUAUGACUAAAGCUCAGUAUGUAAACUAAUGACACCUUGCUAACACUUGCUGUAUAGAACAAAUGAAGGACAUGCUUUCAUCGAGGAGCAUUCAAGACUUGGCCAUGAACUUGAAUCAAUUACAAUGUUUAUAUUGUAGGGUCAAUUUAAAUCCCCAAAGGAGAGAUACUUCACAACCAAAAGACAACAACAGUAUAGAAACAAACUGAGGAUUUUACUCUAAAUGCUUGUAUUAGAUUAGAACAUCUUUAAUUUGUUUAGUAUUUACAAGUGCACUAUGAUUUAUUAUGAUUAACUCAAGAAAUAAAGUAAUUUGGUGAUGCAAUAA